Messenger RNA from Pseudozyma flocculosa PF-1, 1479 nucleotides. RefSeq lists its product as uncharacterized. The coding region runs from base 1 to 1479 and encodes 492 amino acids. NCBI's taxonomy places the organism in Eukaryota, Fungi, Basidiomycota, Ustilaginomycetes, Ustilaginales, Ustilaginaceae. The record is from RefSeq and is a predicted model, not a curated record. Gene Ontology annotation, molecular function: pyridoxal phosphate binding; molybdenum ion binding; catalytic activity. The transcript has a single exon.
AUGCCCGCAAAGAUCCCCUUCCUGCCCGCCUCGUCGUCGCUCCAGGAAAAGCUCAUCGAGGCCUCUUCCCCCCAGCGCAUCCGCGCACAGCUCCUCGUCUUCCUCCUCAUCCUCGGCGUCGGCCUCGUCCGCCACUACAUCUACCCUCACACCGCCAGAGCCCGCUCCAACCGCACAGUACACCACGGCCAUGCCCACCAGGAAGAGACCAUCGCACAGGUGCACUCCAUCCUCAUCUACCCCAUAAAGAGCUGCGCCGCCGUCCAGCUCGACGCCGCCCAGCUCGGCCAGAACGGCCUCGACCUCGACCGAAGAUGGAUGGUCGUCACUAGGCACAAGCGCAAGGCCGACGGCAGCUACGAGGAGCAGCACAAGUGGGCAAAGGUGGCACUGCGCGAGGACCCGCGCCUCACCCUCGUCGUACCCACCGUCGACGAAGCGAACAACCUCCUCCGCCUGCGCAUCUCCGACCAUGCGUCCGCCGCUUCUCAACUUGGCAACAUCGAGACACCGCUCCGCCCCUCGCAACACCAGCUGUCCUCCUGGAAGCUGCUUGAAAAGGUAGACAUGUGGGGUGACUACGCAGACGGUCGCAUCGCCGAGUCGGCGUCACGCCCUUCGCCCCUGGACUCCUCUGCCAGUCCGACAAUGACGCCCAGCGAGUGGCUGAGCACCUUCCUCGGAUAUCCCGUCCUGCUGCUCCACUUUGACCUGCACUCGGACGUACGCCGCGCCGCCUUCCCAAUCUACCGGCCUCCUACCGACAUCGACGCCUGGUCCACCAGCGAGAAGGAACAACUGCUACAGCCCCAAGGACUGGCAUUCGCCGACGAGUACCCGCUGCUCGUAUCGACCGUAGAGUCGCUCAAGGCGGUCCAGGAGCAGAUCCAAGAUGCUGCUCGGGCAUCUUUACCGGGCGGGGCGGGCGGAGACGGCCGCGGCGGACGAGCGAUUGGCGGCCUGAACGCAGAGCUGUGGGAGGCGAAGGGCAAGCUCGACAUGAUCCGCUUCCGACCCAACAUCGUCCUCUGCUCCUUGUCCGACGACGCGGAAGCCUAUCCUGCCUUUUCAGAGGACUCGUGGGACCGCAUCACCAUCCUCGCCUCGUCCGCCGACCACGACUCGACACCGACACAGACGGCGCUGGCCAUUGUGGCACGGUGCCAGCGCUGUCUCCUCACCGCCGUCGAUCCGACCACGGCCGAAAGGGACGCCAGCGUUCCGCUCAAGUUCCUCUCGCGAACUAGGAUGCGGUACAAGAAGACGCCCAACCCGCUCGGAAGCCAGCUGGGCGCCGUGCUGCCGGGCAAGGAGAGAAAGGGCCCCUGCUUUGGCGUCUAUGCCAUCCCGAUUCCUUCGCCUCGGGCCGGAGAUGGCGCACCGGGGAAGGGCGAGCGGGGACAGUACGGAGAGAUACGCCGAGGCGAUGCGGUCAGGGUGCGAUGGAGGCCAGCGACGUUGGACGACGAGGAGCGGUAG